Molecule: messenger RNA, 1667 nt
Organism: Schistocerca nitens (vagrant locust)
Lineage: Eukaryota; Metazoa; Arthropoda; Insecta; Orthoptera; Acrididae
Exons: 4
Coding region: 1-1491 (496 amino acids)
Source: RefSeq, a predicted model, not a curated record
AUGGUGCAGAAUCUUAGUUCAAGUGUUAACACACUCUACACAAUUCUCUUGUACAGACUGCGUAGUGAAGGACCAGCCGUCCACGACCUGGGGCCCAACAAGAGCACGGCCAUCCACGACAGGGGGCCCGACAACAGGCCAGCAAUCCACAACUUGGGGCCCAACUACAGGCCAGCCUUCCACAACUUGGGACCCAACUACAGCCCGACCAUCCACAACUUGGGGCCCAACAACAGUCUGGCCAUCCACCACCUGGGGCCCUACAACAGGACGACCAUCCACAACCUGGGAUCCAACAUCAGGCCAGCCAUCCACUACCUGGGGCCCAACUACAAGCCAGCCAUCCUCAACUUGGCGCCCAACAUCUGGUCAGCCAUCCUCAACCUGGGGCCCAACUACAGGACAACCAUCUACAACCUGGGGCCCUACAACAGGACGACCAUCCACAACCUGGGGCCCAACAACUGGUCAGCCAUCCACAACCUGGGGCCCAACUACAGGCCAGCCAUCCACAACUUGGGGCCCAACAACAGGCCAGCCAUCCACAACCUGGGGCCCAACUACAGGCCAGCCAUCUACAACUUGGGCCCCAACUACAGGCCAGUCUUCCACAACCUGGGGCCCAACUACAGGCCGACCAACCACAACUUGGGGCCCAACAACAGUCUGGCCAUCCACCAACUGGGGUCCUACAACAGGACGACCAUCCACAACCUGGGGUCCCACAACAGGCCAGCCAUCCACUACCUGGGGUCCAACUACAAGCCAGCCAUCCUCAACUUGGGGCCCAACAUCUGGUCAGCCAUCCUCAACCUGGGGCCCAACAACAGGCCAGCCAUCCACAACCUGGGGCCCAACUACAGGCCAACCAUCCACAACUUGGGGCCCGACAACAGUCUGGCCAUCCACCACCUGGGGCCCUACAACAGGACAACCAUCCACUACCUGGGGCCCAACAACAGGCCAGCCAUCCACAACCUGGGGCCCAACUACAGGACAACCAUCUACAACCUGGGGCCCUACAACAGGACGACCAUCCACAACCUGGGGCCCAACAACUGGCCAACCAUCCACAACCUGGGGCCCAACUACAGGCCAGCCUUCCACCACCGGGGGUCCAACAACAGGCCAGCCAUCCACUACCUGGGGUCCAACUACAAGCCAGCCAUCCUCAACUUGGGGCCCAACAUCUGGUCAGCCAUCCUCAACCUGGGGCCCAACAACAGGCCAGCCAUCCACAACCUGGGGCCCAACUACAGGCCGACCAUCCACAACUUGGGGCCCAACAACAGUCCGGCCAUCCACCACCUGGGGCCCUACAACAGGACAACCAUCCACAACCUGGGGCCCAACAACAGGUCAGCCAUCCACUACCUGGGGCCCAACUACAGGACAACCAUCUACAACCUGGAGCCCUACAACAGGACGACCAUCCACAACCUGGGGACCAACUACAGGCCAGCCAUCCAAAACCUGGGAACCUACCACUAGCCGACCAUCCACAACUUGGGGUCCAGUGGCAGCCAAAGCUGCCUGAAGCUGCGGUUUUACGAUGAAGCCACUGGCUGUACAAUUCGAAAUCUUAUUUUCAAUCAGAAUGAUUUGUCACUUUAGGAUUCAUAAAACGUUUCAGCUAUUCAGGGAUUAAAUAGGUGUUUCUCGUUGAA